UUUCAAAGAAUAUGUACUUGUUCAUGGAAGUGGAAAAUUUCAACUCUAAGUAUCAAAAUAUUCAGAAGAUUACGAAUGUGGAAAUCAAAAGAGCCCAGAUACUGUUCUGUAACUGCUGCCUCUUAAAAUGUAGAGAGUUCAGCUCCCCUAUCCUUUACAAACCUCAGCUUCUUGGAAAUCUCUGCUUAAUUCUGCCAGGACAUUACUUGUUCAGCUUCAAAGUGUUUCAACAACACCAUGCAAGACAAAAGCACUGCAGAAAUCAUUCUAACACUAACAACCACUAACACUAUAUUUAACACUAAAUUAUAUAUGAUUAUAUAUGACAUAAGCACAUUAGCUGACUUUUCCAUCACUGGAUAAUAAAUUUGAACAGAAGUCUCUUGCAAUGACCAAAAAAAAUAAAAUAAAAUAAAAUAAAAUUCAAACUGUUCCAGCCUUUCAUUUUCUUGAUUAUUCACUCAAUAAUUGUGAAUGGAGUUGAUUUGGGAAAUAAAAGUUUAAAUGUUUAAAGAUCAGAAAGUGGUUGAAAUCUCUGACUGAACAAUGCUAAACACUUCAGUGGUCUCAAAGAGUUAACAUUAAAACCAUGACUAAUUGCUGAUAAAAAAAAAUCUAAUGAAUAAUAUCUGUUUAAUAAACCACACGCGGCAGCAGAAAAAAAUAGAGUAUCAGUGGUAGGGAUACCCUGGCAAGGCUGAAUUUUAAAAGUGCAUUUAUUUCUACUAGGUUUAAUUGCCAAUUAAUAAAACAUUAUAGUGAUGAUUCCACAGUAUCAAUAAACAGCCUUAGAGACAGUGAGAACAGUAUGAGUAAUAUCUUUAGAAACAGAGGAGAAAAAUUCACAAAAGGAUCAUCUGACUUUCUGUUGUUUAUUGGGCCCAAGCAGGAGGCAUUCACCUGUACAAGUGAAAAACUCAGGUGGACAAAGAUGGGCUCUGCUCCCCCCGGCCAGCCCAACAUAGUGCUCACUGCUCACACUGCUCACUGCUCACUGCCCUGGAUGCACGCAGUGCCUGCCACCCCACCGGUUCCUCACGGCCCCAGGAAAUGUACACACAGAUGUGUGAGGAGCCUUCCCCUCUCUGCUUAAAGGGGAAACCUUUCCUAAAAGGAGCCCAAAAGCCAACCUCAGUGAAGCUUCACAGAGAGAAGACAGCCAUUUGAUUGUAGCAUGCUCUGCUGCUGCUGCUGCUGCCGCUGCUCCCCCCAUACACAAGUGUUGCUAAGCUGUAAUGUUAGGUGAUGUUCAGCAUGCUGUCUGUGAGCACACUAACCCUUUGUUCCACGGGGCAGCCGUUGUUGCUAUUGAAAAAGAAGGAAUUAUGCUACUCAGUGACUUACACACCAUGCAUGUGAACAGCAAACCGCUCUCCUUUCCAAAACAGUUUUUAUCUACGGCACAGAUAAAGCCAAACCUCAUUAGGCUGCUGCAGUGCUUGUAUUGGUGUGGAAUGCUUCCAUCAGCUGAAAAUGGAAGCUUUCAUCACAAAAACUCACCAGACCGACAAGUCUUCAGCAGCACUUCCAAAGUAACAGUAUGAAAUCAUCUCAGUGCCACACACACAUCUUAUACGUGAAGAAUAACCAUAACUGAUACCUCUCUAUGUACCACUAGGGAUGCCUUCACUUUCUGUGCUGCCCUGCUGUACGAGCAGGUACCACAGAUCAAUACCUAAUACAAGGAAAAUGUGAAAAAAAGCUCCAUACAAACUGAGAUCCUUGCACCGUAAAUGAAGAGGAGUGUUUAACUCCAGAAGCAUUACACACAAUUUGGCCAGCUGAUACUACAAACACAUUGCAAAGCAUUAAAAACAAGGUGCCCUUUAGAAGAGCAUUACUCAUUUCUGUGCGGAACUCUCAAAACUCUGUAAACUUCCUAGGUGUAAGGACAGAAAGAGAAGUGGUUUUUAUCCCCUCCUUCCCUCACACAGUUAAAUGCAAAUUCCCUCUACAGUCAUAUUCCUGCCAUCUCCCUGCAUACACAGCUGAUACGCCACCUACUGCAAAACCCAGCUGACAGCCCGAGCAAUGCUAGCAGCAUUUCCAUUCCAACAUCGUGCCUGAGCUGAAGAAAGGUGCUCUUAAAUAAAAAUUUCUCUUUCCAAGCUGACAAGAACAAAGCAAGAUCGCUGUGCCUGCUUCGAUAAUGGAGAGAAAAUCAAACAGGAGAGCAAAGGAAUCUGAAGAAAACCACAGCAACUUCGAGGGCUCUGAGCAAGACAAGGACUAUAAAACGUCUCUGAUUACUCUGAAUGUUGGUGGCUAUCUGUACAUCACACAAAAACAAACACUAACCAAGUACCCAGAUUCUUUCCUCGAAGGUAUCAUCAACGGAAAAAUAAUGUGCCCGUUUGAUGCAGAUGGACAUUACUUCAUAGACAGAGAUGGACUCCUGUUCAGACACAUUCUGAACUUCCUACGAAAUGGAGAACUUCUUCUACCGGAAGGGUUUCGAGAAAAUCAACUUCUGGCACACGAAGCAGAUUUCUUUCAGCUGAAGGUUUUAUCGGAUGCAGUGAAAUCGAGGUGGGAGAAGGAGCAGCUCGCAUCUCGAGAGACCACUUUCCUGGAAAUAACUGACAGCCACGACCGCUCGCAGGGGCUCCGGAUCUUUUGUAACGCUCCUGAUUUCAUUGCAAAAAUAAAAUCCCGAAUCGUACUGGUGUCUAAAAGCAGGCUGGAUGGAUUUCCAGAGGAGUUUUCAGUCUCUUCGAAUAUAAUUCAAUUCAAAUACUUCAUAAAGUCUGAAAACGGUACGCGGCUUGUGCUGAAGGAGGACAACACCUUCGUCUGCACCCUGGAAACUCUUAAGUUUGAGGCAAUUAUGAUGGCUUUAAAAUGUGGAUUCAGACUGCUGACCAGCCUGGAUUGUUCCAAAGGAUCUAUUGUUCACAGCGAUGCACUUCAUUUUAUCAAGUAAUUACAAAGGCAGAGGAAACAAGCAUGCAGUCGGCAGACCUCCUUUAACGGCAGCGUCCUGGCAUCACAGAUCUCGUAUCCAACCAGCCCCGUACCACACAGCUCGGCUGCUCAUCGGUUAAUGUGAGCUAAUGGUAUGUAAAUCUCAUAACGACAUCCAUCUCCGGCUUAUUCGAGCUGAAUGAAAUUUUUAUUAAAUUCAGGCAUCAGAUUUAUCUGCUAACCACUGUAAACAGAGACCGAAUGCUUUCUGGUAUUUGUACUAUGUUUUUCUCAUGCUGUUUUUCAACCGGGAAGUCUCGCUGGAUUUCUGUGUACUUGUAUGACUAACACGCAUACACCUAACUGCUGUGCCGAGCAGCACGGAGACUAUUCUCAUACAACAGGCAGGCUCACAGUAUGUUCUGCUCCUCAUGAAUUCAGAAUGGAUUUUAACUGGAAUAAAUGUUUUUAAAUGUUCCUUAGUGUUGAUGCUAAUUUGUUGUUACGCUGAAUUUGCACAAAGAAAAACAAAAAACCAAACGUGGUAUUCAAAGAGGGUUUUAAAAUUAAUCUGCUUGAUUCUAAAGUUAAACAACUCUGAUUUCAACUCUCUUGCAAAGAAAUUUACAGCUGUGCUACUACACUAAUAGCAACUGCUAAGAACAUGUCAGCCAACCCAUAAUGCUGGGGGGUCAGUUCUAUGAUGGGAAAUGAGUUGACUGUGCAGAGAAUGUUACAUUUUUCUGCAUAUAUCUAUUUAUCAGAUGGCUAAUAAAAAUGUUUGGCAUAAAAUUUCAUGUAACAGGUUUCCAACAGUUUUGUGUAACAGGUUUCCAACCUCUUCUAAUGCUGAAGUCACUACUUUCCACUAAUCACUGGUGAUCAUAGAGACAGGCAAUUAGAGCCCUGCACAACAGCUUACCAAAAGCAAGUAGUAGUAUUAGUUUUGAAUAGAUCACCUGUUGCAUUUAGGAAGCAUCAAUGUAAGCGAUGGAAUAAAUACCUUCUUUCUUCUCAUCUGCACAGCUUAUUAAAUCUUCCCAUUUGUAUUUUAAACUGAGUUUACAAAGCAGUCACUCCACAAAAGCUAAAUGAAAAAUCAUCAAGCAACGCAAAUGGAAGCUGCUCAAACUCUGAGUUUAAGCUUUGACCAUCAGUGAACUCUACCACCACAAACAGCUGAAAUGAACCCAAAACUCAAGUGAAAUGCUAUUAAAGAAAGCAAACCCAUCCAAGUGGUUUCUUAGCUUUCCCAGAAUAUCUGCUUUGUACAGAAAAAAGAAAGCAAACAUUAAGAAUGCACAAAGAAAAAGCAGUAUAAUCCAUGCUAAAGUGACAACUGAGGAAAACAGACAAUAUCUGAUAGGAAGAGAACAGCCUUCUUUUGGAUUUUGGAGGGAAUAAAUCCAUCAUUAGUAACAGUGACCAGGAAUACAAUGCCAUACAACAACUCCCUCCUUACCCUCCACUGUCAAACUCUGUUCAUUGUAACAUACAACGGCUGCUGAUAUCAGAGACCCUACAGAAGAACUCACAGAGGGAGACCAGACAGAAGUGACUGAACAAUAACCUGCUAUGAUUUUAUCUAGUAGGAAAAUCCACUAUCUCCAGAAUACCUCUUUAGAACAAACCCUCGGGCUAGAAACUUUUCUGUCCUCCCUAUGUUAAAAACAUAACGAUUAAAAAAGAUGUGGCUUUAAGUGGAACUUUCCCAAACUGUUUAAAAUUUGCAUCACUGUAAAUUUCAGGCAUGCAAGUCUGUGUGUCCCAGAACUGACCCACGUUAGUCCAAAUGCAUUAACCACCCUCAAAAGAUAUACAGUAAAAUGUAAUUUCUUACAUACGCACCACUUUUACACUUUUAGACCAUUUCAGCCAGCAUGCUAUCGCUUUGUACAUGUCCAACACCCUCCUUCACCACCACAAUUGUCAGAAAUCCUCACUAAUCACUAAUCUUAUACUUUAAACUAUCACUAGAACUUCUGUGGAAAGUAAAUGCAAUAGCUUACCUGAAACACAUUCAAAUUCCUGCUGAUCUGCUAGGACAAGUACAAGGAAUACCCUCACACCUUCACGACUCUGUGAAACUCAUUUGUAGACACACUUCUUCACACGAGCAAAACAAUAAAAGCACUGGGACAAUCUAACCAAGCUCCUUCUAUAAUCUACAGGUUUUAAAGGCUGCUCUCAGUGUUGUCAAAUAUACAGCCUGUAUAAGCACAAUGUCUGAAGAAUUUGCUCCUCACCCAUUUUCACUUAAAUGCUUUUGGUUGUAACCUUCAGUUAGAAUUAAUCUUUGGUUGGGAUUUAAAAUGCUGUUCCGGUUAAGAAGAAGAAAAUAAAUAAAUUAAUUUUGAUUCCAAACCGUUCAUAAAAAUCUGUCGUGGUUGCUUGCCUUUCAUUUGGGCUCUUUGGAAUUGUUAGCACCGUUGUAUCAGAAAGAAGCACCAGUCGCCCACCUCAGUAGAACUUCACUCAUGAAAAAGAAGCAGAGUUCGAUGGCUCUGCAUUUACUAUGGAAAGUACUUUUGUAAUGUAAGCUAUUCACAAGUUGGUAAUCAUAGGUAACGUUCAAACCACUUGAAAUACUUUCUAAGAAUAUUUUGCAGCUAUUCUUAAGAGUCUUACUGGAAAGCUUUUAUUCGCCAGCAUUUGGUUCAGAGUACACCCUCCUAAUGUAUGAAAACAAAAAAAGCUCUUAAAUUAUUUUUGUUAUUAUUUUUGAAGUGAAAAAUUACAUAACUAUGCGUACCUCUGAUCAAAUGUACCCACUCAGCUGUUGGAAUCACAGAGCAGAAACAGAAGGAAGAUGGGGAUAACAAAAUCAUUGUCUUCCAGGUUCACACUGAACAAACCCACAAAUACAUAGAAUUAUACAGUUACCAUUGCAUUGUAUGUUUCCUUUUUACUCCAUAAAUAAAUGUAAUAAAAUGCAAAUACACUUUGCAUAUGUUCACUCGGGUGGGUGCUUGUGCUCCUAUCGCUGUGUCAGAAGAGACAGUGAGUUUUUCUUUUUCUGCCUUGCCUUUACAAUUGGAAAUUGUAUACUUAAGGAUACUACAACAAAAAUAAAUCACAAAAUCAAGUGCUUGGGUCAGAA
Messenger RNA from Lagopus muta (rock ptarmigan), 6004 nucleotides. RefSeq names its product potassium channel tetramerization domain containing 4 (gene KCTD4). Bases 2150 to 2923 code for a protein of 257 amino acids. Gene Ontology annotation, biological process: protein homooligomerization. Lineage: Eukaryota; Metazoa; Chordata; Aves; Galliformes; Phasianidae. The transcript has a single exon. The record is from RefSeq and is a predicted model, not a curated record. Gene Ontology annotation, molecular function: protein binding.